UUUGAUUCUUUCAGACAGAAACAGGCAUCAAACACUGGCGUCUGUCAGUUAGUGCAGAUAAUGUUGAUUUGUGAGGGGCGGAAGUGACGUGAAGGGUGACAUGGUGGCCGGUCGGUGGUGGUGAAGAGCAGUCAGUGGAGCCGCGUGAGUGACGGCGUGAGCAGGGUGCUGCUGACGUGCCCGAGAGAAGACUGUAAUUUCUGCUCGAUUGAAAAUUGAAAGACAAUGUCGUCUUACAAACCAACUGUGAUUCAGAACUACCCAAAACUUGGGAACAAGGUCACAAGGGACACGCUAUACUGGAAAAAUUACAAGAGUCCUGUUCAAAUAAAAGAGUUUGGUGCCGUGACAAACAUAAAUUUUUCUCCAAUUGCUCCCUACAAUUAUGCAGUAACUGCUUCUACAAGGAUCAACAUAUAUGGUCGAUAUUCUCAAGAACCCUUAAAAACAUUCUCCAGAUUUAAGGACACAGCAUAUUGUGGUACAUACAGGGAUGAUGGAAAGCUGCUUGCUGCAGGCAGUGAGGAUGGUAUUGUUCGCCUUUUUGAUGUUGGUGGUCGAGCAGCUCUUAGACAAUACAGUGGACACACUAAAGCAGUUCAAGUCACUGCAUUCACCUCUGACAAAUAUCGUUUGAUGUCUGGAUCAGAUGAUUAUUCAGUCCGGCUUUGGGAUAUUCCGAGUUCGACAGAGCUUCACUCCUUUACAGAACACACUGAUUAUAUACGAUGCGGUUGUACCAGCAAUUUGAAUGCAGACCUGUUUGUUACAGGUUCUUAUGAUCAUACGGUGAAAAUGUUUGAUGCUCGUAUGGAUAAAAGUGUAAUAACUAUGGAACAUGGACAGCCAGUAGAGAGUGUGUUGCUUUUUCCAUCAGGUGGACUUCUAGUAUCAGCAGGUGGGCGGUAUGUUAAAGUGUGGGAUAUGUUGAAAGGAGGACAGCUGCUGGUUUCGUUACGAAACCACCACAAGACCGUCACCUGCUUAUGUCUAAAUAGCUCAGGACAGAGGCUGCUGUCAGGCUCACUUGAUAGGCAUGUGAAAAUCUACAGUACAUCCACGUACAAAGUAGUCCAUAGUCUGGAUUACGCAGCAGCUAUUUUGAGCUUGUCUUUAGCACCUGAAGAUGAAGCUAUUGUUGUUGGAAUGACUAACAGUGUCUUGAAUAUCCGUCAUCGGAAACGCAAUGAAAAUAAGCAAGGAAACAGGAAAAGGGGACCAUCUUACAGAUAUUUCGUAAAAGGAAAAGAUUACAUGCCAAAAAAGGAUGAUCUUUUGGUCAGUAAGCCAGUGAGGUUUCACCUGAAGAAGUACGACAAACUAUUGAAAAGUUUCCAAGUUUCUCUUGCACUUGAUGCUGUUUUGGAGUCAAAAGUCAGGGUAAAGACGCCAGAGGUUACCACAGGUGUAAUGCAAGAACUUAACCGGCGCGGUGUACUUCAAAAUGCACUUGCAGGAAGAGAUGAAAAACAGCUCAGCGUUCUCCUUAGCUUCCUUAUCAGGAAUGUUGUUGAUCCAAGGUUUACACCUGUUCUAAUAAAUGUUGCAGAGAUUAUUAUUGAUAUUUAUAGUUCUGUGAUUGGUGAGUCAUCACUGGUUGAUAACCAGUUCCUGAAGCUGCAAGACCUCAUAGAGAAAGAGAUUGAUUAUCAGGAAGAACUGCUUGAGGUCCUCGGAAUGAUGGAUACAAUAUUUGCAACGAUGACUACUAAAAAGAAUGCUGUUGUUUGCGGAAAUCAAAACUGUGCCUUAAUUGCUGGACCUGAGGAAGAACCAAUGGUAGUUGCCUGAAGCCAAACUUCUUCACUAACAUCAUAAACUGGAUUGGGCACACUUGCAUAUAAAUCUGUAUAAUCCCCAGAGAAGUGAAGGUGAAUACUGUAAAUAUGAAUGAAACAUUUACCCACGCAUUUGCUAAUGUGUUAUAGACAGAAACAAAUUUGGUUAUAUUUGGGAUGAUAUAGACAGUGUGCUGGAUACAUAAAAUUCUUAUUGGCUGAGUUUCUUUAGGGAAGUAAUACUGUGAUAUUGUAUAUGUUGAGUAAAUAGAGACUUCUUUUCUCAUUUCUGCCAUCAAAACCUCACCACUCUUACUAAUGGAUAUACAAAGAAAGAAAUGCAGAUUUAAAACAAGAGACAAUGGUAUUCUGCAAAAUUGAUCUUUUAAUUCAGAGACUCACAUUUUGUACCAAGGAAACUAAAUAUUUAUCAUGGUAGAAAUGUAAAGUUUUUGGUUUCGGUGUGCUUCAUUUUCACAGUACAGCAUUCUUGUCUGAUGGCCUCCCUCUGGAAGAUGGAGUGCAUUUUGUAUGUUAUUUAUACUGACUCGUCCACAGGAAGAAAUAAUAUUUUAUAAAGAGAUAGUAGGAGCUGCAGAUGCUGGAGAAUCUGAGAUAACAAGGUGUAGAGCUGGAUGAACACAGCAGGCCAACAGCAUCAGAGGAGCAGGAAAGCUGACAUAAGAAGGGCCUAGACCCUUCUUCAAAAAUUUGUUUUUUCCCUGUCUGAAACGUCAGCUUUCCUGCUCCUCUGAUGCUGCUUAGCCUGCUGUGUUCACCCAGCUGUACACCUUGUUAUCUCAGAAUAUUUUAUAAAAUCAUUUUUUAAGACCAGAGUAGGAAAUUAAUGAUUUUUGUUAUAUGGUGUAUGUUGUAUGUUUUAUCCAUCUGGUGGGUCAUUGGAAGCAUUUUUGUAUGUCAUAGUUUUGGAUCUUAAAGGUCAAGAAAAUCACAGGAUAGCCAAUGUUAAUAAGGUGUUAGGAAAACUAAUUGGCUUCACCCUCUACGAGCAAGUAAUUGGAAAAUGUAGCAUUGUUGUUACUGCUAUUUGCUAUCCACUAAUUGCAGUUGAAGUCAAUAUCUGGUGAAGCAAUUAAACAUUCCUAUUAUCUCAUUUGUUGGUGCCAACUGCCUGGGUCUACAUUUUAGAUGAGUCGCUCGGUAUAGAAAACUGUGGAACCAGUCCUCACAUUGUAAGUUCUACUUUGCAAAACAGGAUUGAAAAAAAAAACUUGGGAAGGAUGAAAAUUAAGAUUAGCUAUUGAAAAUAGCAAACUUGGUACUCAAUUAGAAAAGAAGAUGUAUAUAAUACAGUGAUAAUUUGACAAAGUUAAUCUUGCAUAUAAUUUUAUCUUGGAUUUCUUUGUUAUGGUAUAAAAAAGUUGUUCCAACAUUUUUUCACCUUCUGGAAAUGUUUUCUAUGACAAGGGGAAUUAGAAGCAAGGAUACUAAGUGUCUGAAAGUAGUCGUUACAAUCUUAGUGUUAAUUAGUUAAAUUUUAAACCCGUAAAGGUGGUUGUUCUUUAAGUAUUAAGGAAGUAAUGGUCAUUGAAAAAGUUCAGUCAUAUGUUCAGCACUUGAUAUGUGCAAUCUUUUUUUGUUCAAAUCAAACUGUCCAGUGCAGCCAUUUAGAUUUCAGUUUACUUUAUAGUAUUAAAUAAAAAUAUGUAGCACGGGCAAUUGAGUGUGUGAACCAUGGCUUUCAAGACUGAUCAAUAGAAGCUCUGAAUCAGAAAGGCUUUUUUUUAUAUGAUUUUAAUUUUCUGUGACAAUAAGUGCCAUGAUUACAUCUUUAUUUCUGACAUCUCUUUUUUUGCGCUGUAGUCAUGGUCAAGUGGUUAAGGCAAUGGAUUAGAAAUCCACUGGGGUUUCACUUUAAGGGUCGGACAGGGCUCUAGAGGAUUACAAGGUAGUCAGGAAUGAACUAAAGAAUGGGCUUGGGAGAGCUGGAAGGGGGCAUGAAAAGCCUUGGCAGGUAGGAUUAAGGAAAACCCCAAGGCAUUCUGUACUUGUGUGAGGAACAAUAGGAUGGCCAGAGCGAGGGUAGGGCCGAUCAGGGAAUGUGGAAGGAACCUAUGCAUGGAGUCGGAGGAGGUAGGGGAGGUCCUUAAUGAAUACUUUAUUUCACAAUUCACCAGUGAGAGGGUUCUUGACGUUUGUGAGGACAACAUGAAAACAGGCUGAUAUGCUCAAACAGGUUGAUGUUAGGCAGGAGGAUGUGCUAGAAAUUUUGAAAAACAUUCGGAUAGAUGUCCCCUGGGUCAGAUGGUAUAUGCCCAAGGUUGAUUACGGGAAGCGAGGGAAGACAUGGCUGUGCCUUUGGUGAUGAUCUUUGUGCUCUCGUUGUCCACUGGAGUACUACCAGAUGACUGGAGAGUGGUAAAUGUUAUUCCCUUGUUCAAUAAAUGGAAUAGGGAUAAUACUGGAAAUUACAGACCAAUCUGUAAUUUGUUCGGUGGGGAGCAUAUUAUUGGAGAGGAUUCUGAGAAAGAGUAAUUAUGAUUAUUUGGAAAAACACAGUUUAAUUAGAAAUAGUCAGCAUGGCUUUGUGAGGGGCAGGUCAUUGCCUCACAAGCCUUAUUGAAUUCUUUGAGGAUGUGACUCAACACAUUGUUGAAUGCAGAGCAGUGGAUGUGGUGUAUAUGGAUUUUAGCAAUGCAUUUGAUAAGGUUCCCCACGGUAGGUUCAUUAAAAAAGUAAGAGGGCAUGGAAUUCAGGGAAAUUUAGCUGUCUGCAUGCAAAACUGUCCGUCCAAUACAAGACAGAAGGUGAUAGUAGAUGGAAAGUAUUCAGCCCGGAGCUGGGUGAUCAGUGGUGUUCCGCAGGGAUCUGUUCUAGGACCUCUGCUCUUUGUCAUCUUUAUAAAAUGACUUGGAUGAGUAAGUGGAAGGGUGGGUUAGUAAGUUUGCCAAUGACACAAAGGUUGGUGGAGUUGUGGACAGCAUGGAGGGCUUUGUUGGUUGCAAUGGGACAUUGACAGGAUGCAAAGCUGGGCGAUGAAGUGGCAGAUGUAAUUCAACCCAGAAAAGUGUGAAGUGAUUCACUCUGGAAGGUUGAAUUUGAAUGCAGAAUACAGACUUAAUGGCAGGAAUCUUGGCAGUGUGGAGGAACAGAGGGAUCUUGAUGUCCAUGUCCUCAGAUCCCUCAAAGUUGCUACCCAAGUUGAUAGGGUUGUUAAGAAGGUUGUGUUGGCUUUCAUUGGCAGGGGAAUUGAGUAUAAGAGACGUGAGGAUAUGCUGCAGGUCUAUAAAGCUUGGAAUAUUGUGUCCAGUUCUGGCCACCUCAUUAUAGGAAGGAUGUGGAAGCUUUAUAGACAGUGCAGAGGAGAUUUACGAGGAUGCUGCCUGGACUGGAGUGCAGGCCUUAUGAGGAAAGGUUAAGGGAGCUCAGGCUUUUCUCAUUGGAGCGAAGAAGGAUGAGAGGUGACUUGAUAGAGGUGUACAUACACAAGGUGAUGAGAGAUAUAGAUAGAGUGGAUAGCCAGAGACUUUUUCCCAGGGCAGAAAUGGCUAUCAUGAGGGGCAUAAUUUUAAGGUGAUUGGAGGAAGCUAUAGGGGAGACAUAAGAGGUAGGUUCUUUACACAGAGAGUAUUGGGUGCAUGGAAUGCAUUGCCAGCGGUGGUAGUAGAGUCAGAUACAUUAGGAACAUUUAAGCGAAUCUUGGAUAGGCACAUGGAUGAUAGUAACAUGUAGAGUAUGCAGGGUAGUUUGAUCUUAGAGUAGGACAGUAGAUCGGCAUAACGUCAUGGGCCAAAGGGCCUGUACUGUGCUGUACUGCUCUAUGUUCUUUUCAACCAUUAGAUAGUGGAAAGGUGUAUGUUUUGACUUGUUUUGGUUACACGGCAUAGCAAAGGAGAAUGAGUCGGCCAUUCAGCCUGAUGAGCCCGCUGUACCAUUCAAUACGAUCAUGGCUGGUUGAACAUUCUAUUCUAAAGUGAUCAAAACUGUGCACAAUAUGUCAAGUGUAGCCGAACCAAUCUCCAAUACAAAUGAAGCAGUUCUUCACUUCCAUCCACUAAUCCUUUUGUGAUAAAGAUCAAUGUUCCAUUCGCUUUUCUAAUGACCUGCUGGACCAGUAUUUUAGCUUUCAGUGACUUAUUGACAAGGACACCCAAAUUCCUUUGUAAAUCUACACUUUCCAAACUCUCUGAAUUGAAGAAAUAGUUUGCACAUCUGUUUUUCCUACCAAAAUGAAUAAACCUUUAUUUUCUACACUAUUUUCCAUCUGUAUUCUUGUCCAAUUACUAAUCCUAUCUAAAUCCUCCUGAAAACAUUUUACAUCUUCCUCACAAAACACAUUGUUGCUUAGCUUUGUGUCUUUGUGUAAUCUGCCUGUUUGGAAAUAGUACAUUUAAUACCCAUCUACAAAUCAUUGGUAUAUGCCAUUAAACCCAAAACAGGAGUCCAAAUACUGAUCCUUAUCUCUCCCCGCUAGUCACAGUCUGCCACCAUGAAAAUGACGUAUUUAUUCCAAUUCUCUGUUUAGUGUCUGUCAGCGAAGCCAUAAUCCAUGCCAGAACAUUAUCUCCUAUUGCAUGUGCUUCAAUUUUGCUAAAUAACCUGUAUGGGACAUUAUCAAAAGCCAUCUAAAAAUCCAAAUAAUUACAUCCAGCAAUAAAGUGUGGAGCUGGAUGAACACA
This is a messenger RNA of Stegostoma tigrinum, 6418 nucleotides long. It is a transcript of the gene utp15, whose product is annotated as UTP15 small subunit processome component. Gene Ontology annotation, cellular component: nucleolus. The transcript has 13 exons. Gene Ontology annotation, molecular function: protein binding. Gene Ontology annotation, biological process: positive regulation of transcription by RNA polymerase I; rRNA processing. Bases 226 to 1791 code for a protein of 521 amino acids. The record is from RefSeq and is a predicted model, not a curated record. Lineage: Eukaryota; Metazoa; Chordata; Chondrichthyes; Orectolobiformes; Stegostomatidae.